Setaria italica (foxtail millet) is the source of this 577-nucleotide messenger RNA. RefSeq lists its product as uncharacterized. NCBI's taxonomy places the organism in Eukaryota, Viridiplantae, Streptophyta, Magnoliopsida, Poales, Poaceae. Gene Ontology annotation, molecular function: calcium ion binding. The record is from RefSeq and is a predicted model, not a curated record. The transcript has a single exon. Bases 85 to 378 code for a protein of 97 amino acids.
AUCUGCACUCAGCAAAGCCAAGCGAAGCAGCUGACAAACUUUAGUAGCCAACCGUAAGGCCAAGUAGCGGGUUGCCGAGGAUCGAUGGCGUUCGUGCGGUACCGGGCGCUGCCGAGGGGGGAGCUGACAGUGGAGGAGUUCCGGGCGUGGCUGGCGCAGUUCGACGCCGACCGCGACGGGCGGAUCAGCCGGGAGGAGCUCCAGCACGCGCUGCAGAGCCUCAACGUGUGGUUCGCGUGGUGGAAGGCGCGGGGCGGGGUGCGCGCCGCCGACGCCAACCGCGACGGCGGCGUCGCCGGGGAGGAGGAGGUCGCCCGGCUCUUCGCCUUCGCGCAGAGGAACCUCCACGCCAAGCUCACCCAGCUCGGGUACUACUGAACACCGAUGACCAGACGACUGGAUAAUCAAUGUGAUGUGACUUGUGAGUCUGUACCUGUAACUAUAUUGUAAGGAUUUGGUGUGUGUGUGUGUAUAUUUGUUCUUGGUUAUUGCUUGUGCUUUUGCAGUAUUUUCUGGCAGGUUUAAGAGAGUUCUCUACUUGUAUUUUUGCCAUCACCGACUUUGUUCAGAAGUGAUG